This is a messenger RNA of Misgurnus anguillicaudatus (oriental weatherfish), 1363 nucleotides long. RefSeq names its product phosphatidylinositol glycan anchor biosynthesis, class L (gene pigl). Gene Ontology annotation, cellular component: endoplasmic reticulum. The record is from RefSeq and is a predicted model, not a curated record. Gene Ontology annotation, molecular function: N-acetylglucosaminylphosphatidylinositol deacetylase activity. NCBI's taxonomy places the organism in Eukaryota, Metazoa, Chordata, Actinopteri, Cypriniformes, Cobitidae.
ACAAUGUUCCACACGGACUGAUUUAAGACACGGUCGUGAUGUUUGUUUUCGUUACCGUGAUAGUUGUAUGUGCGGUUUACAUUAUUUCUAUAAAGUUUGUGUAUCGUAGAUAUAGACAAUUAUGGGCACACCUGCGGGAAGAAAUGUUCACCCCGUCAUACACUGGUGGAAAUUCACAAUUUUGUCCAACACAAGACAGAUCCGGUGCACACUUAAAAAAUGAAAGGGCACGAGCUCUGGUAGUCACUGCACAUCCAGAUGAUGAAUGCAUGUUCUUUGCGCCCACUAUCUUGAAUCUCAUUGAAUCAAAAGUUGCCGUUCAUUUGUUAUGUUUGUCAACAGGCAACUACAACAGCCAAGGACCCCAACGCAAAAAGGAACUGCUUGACAGCUGUACAGUUCUGGGCAUUCCAUGCAACAAUGUCACCAUCAUAGAUAACAAAGAGCUUCCAGAUGACCCAACAGUCCAGUGGAGCACUGCACUGAUCUCCUCUCUCAUCCUCAAACAUAUUGAAGCCUCCGCUAUCAGCCUGGUACUGACAUUUGAUGGAAGAGGUGUGAGUGGACAUGCCAAUCAUAUUGCCAUUUACAAGGCCCUCAGUCAUUUGGCUUCUACUGGAAGACUACCUAUAGGUUGUCAAGUCUUUUCUCUUCACACCGUCAGCAUCUUCAGAAAGUACAUGUCAGUCCUCGAGCUGCCAGUCAGCUGGCUCCUCCCCUCUGAUUUCUGCUGCAUCAUUGGUUGGGAGGAGUAUAAACGUGCCAAGAAAGCCAUGCUACGUCAUCACUCUCAGCUGCUGUGGUUUCGCCGGCUGUACAUACUGUUUUCACGCUACAUGUUUAUAAACACGUUCCAGUCUGUCACUGUGGAAACAAAGAAUGUUAAAAUGUAUUAGCCUAAAUUCUUCUCUUUUUUUUGCACUGUUCCUGCUCACGUGGGACUAAACUCAGGCACUGUCAUUUUGAAGUUUUAGUUUCAAAAUGUAAAACAAAAAGCAAUACAAUUUAUUGUAUAAUGAUAUAAAAAAAGGUUUUCAAUGACAAACUGGUGGCUGAAAUUUAACACUUAUCCCUGUAACAGGGUAACUAAAUCUUAAACAUGGCUAAACCUGUGUACACUUGUGCCUUGGAGUAUAAAGAGGUGGAAGACCAAAGUCUACUGUGUAUAUAUUGUUUACAUUAGUCUUGUUGUUGGAUUUAUUAAUAUAGACAUUGUUAAAGCACUGUACCAAAACUCAGUAUGGUUUCAAACCUGACCACAUGAAUUUGAGUCUGUUAAUCUAAAUGUUUAUGCAUAAACAAACCAGAAACGUGUAACAAAUAUUGUGUUCAAAAUAAAUAAAUAAUAAAUGUGGAAUUAUAA